AUAGGACAGAGAGAGAAAUGGCAGCAUACGGGUGGAAGAGCUUCUCCGAGGACGAAGAUCGCCCCGAGAAGCCGAGGAAUUAUGGCGUCACUGAAGUGAGGUCUCCACACUACUCCCUUUUCUCUCGCCCCCUUCUCCAGGAUAUGUUUGAGACUAUGGGGGAGUUUGUUGAUGGGCUGAAGUUUAGUGGUGGAUCUUUUAGUAUGAUGCCUAAGACAUACAUCAGAGAAAUAAGUGACCUGGCACAUAAGCACAAUGUAUAUGUCAGCAGCGGAGAUUAUAUUGAGAAAUUUCUUCGUAAAGGUCCUUCAUAUUUUAAAGAAUAUCUCGAGGAAUGCACACAAUUGGGUUUUGAUACCAUUGAACUUGACAUGACAUCCUUAGAUCUUCCUGAGGAGGCCAUUUUGAGAUAUGUGCGGUUGAUUAAAAGCGGUGGGCUUCGAGUUAAGCCUCAGUUCUCAUUCAAGUUCAACAAGUCUGACAUACCCUUGAGUGACAAUAGAGCAUUUGGUGCUUAUGUUGUUCCAAAACCGCGAAGUUCAGAAUAUGUUGAAGAUGUGGACCUCUUGGUUAGGAGGGCAGAAAGAUGCUUAAAAGCUGGGGCAGAUAUGAUAAUGAUAGACGCAGAUGAACUAUGCAGGCGACCUGAUUCUGUCCGGGCGGACGUGAUUGCAAAAAUCAUCGGUCGUCUAGGAUUAGCAAAAACUAUGUUUGAAGCAUCAAGUCCUCGAAUCUCAGAAUGGUUUGUCAAACAAUAUGGUCCCAAGGUGAACCUUUUUGUGGACCAUUCUCAAGUGAUGGAUCUGGAAUGCCUUAGGGGGCGAAACCUUGGUAAAAAUCACUCCUCCAUUCUGGGUUCUUCAUAUUUCCUAUUCUGAUCUAGCGUUGGCAUGGAUGAUGCAUCUUAAUGCUAUCCAUCUUUGAUCUCUUAAAUGUGACAAUAAUGAUGUGAUGCUCUGUACGUCCUAGCUUGGUCCUCAGUAUCAUGUUUAUGCAAGCCAUGUCACUCUCAGAUGUUCUAUGUACAAGUAUAACAGGGUGUUUCAUCAUGUUGGCUUUCUCCAAUCAUGUAUAAACUCUUGUUUUUUUAUCAGAUCAUUAUGCACUGCUUUAUGUAAUGUCAAAUUUCAAGUGUUGAGUAUGAUUGUCUCUGUCUUCUUGUAUUGAGCUUAUAUAUGUGCUGUGCAAGAAAUUAUGCUCUAUGAACAUUCGUUCCACUAGCAAGAGAUAUUCACAAGACCUGAACAUGCAUACAACUAUACGAGCAAAGCCAUUAUCGGAACAUUGAUACUUAAAACUUCAUGCUUCAUUUGUUUUAUGGAAAUGUUCCUGAAAAAUGUUUUAUAAUGAUGUGUAACAUGUGUUCCUUUGCAAUUCUGUGAAAUAGAGGAAUUCAUUUUCUAAAAC
Cuscuta europaea is the source of this 1407-nucleotide messenger RNA. The record is from the annotation of a GenBank genome assembly. NCBI's taxonomy places the organism in Eukaryota, Viridiplantae, Streptophyta, Magnoliopsida, Solanales, Convolvulaceae.